AGCUGAGACGGCAUCCGGGUAUGUUCGUCAAAAGUGUAACGUUGGUGACUGAAAGUUGUUUCGAGUACUAAAAACGAAAGAACGGUAAGACGCGGUCGCGGUCGCUGUCAUCGCUAAUAGGACCACCGGAAUAUAAGACACAAUUUAGGCCGGCAUUCAUAGUCGGAUCUUAUAUUUAAGACCGUCUUAAGUUUGUCCUCAGAUGCUGUACGUCUCGUUUCAUUGGCUACGAAAUAUCUCAAGAUGAACCUAAGAUCAUCUUAAAUAUAAGAUCCGACUGUAAAUACCGGUCUUACACUCGUCGUUAAAUCAUACUAUUUGGAACAAAGUGUCGAAAAUAUCUCAGGUAAAAAAAAAAGAAGAAAAAUUCAACUGAACAGUAUCAGUGAGAGUGCUUCUGUCAAAUGGAACAUAUCACGUGUCUCGAAGAUUUUUCGCAUCUCCGAAACGUCAAGAACAUGUGCGACCUUAAUGCAUAAGAUAUAUGUAUGUUGAAACACUUGAGAAUGUUUGGAGAAGUUAAAAGAGGCUCUCGGAACUGUGUCAUAAAAUCGUCUAUAGAUUCUGGAUGGUAGCCCAAUACGAUUGGCAUCUGCACGUCUCACAAAUAAACCGCGUAGCAUCGUUUGUUCGUGUGAAAUCCAAUAAAAAGGUCAUCAUGCGUGACGCAAGCUGUUAUGGAUUCAACGGCGCACGGCGCGGUGCUAACAUCCUCAGGUUUUCAUUUCAUCAACGCCGCCUGUGAGGGAAGUACGGCCCGGGAAAAAUGCCCGUCAGAAAUAUGAGCACGACCGAAGUCGUCUUGCACAAUAUUCAAGUGUAUUACACGCCGAUUCUCGUCCACCUAGGCCUGCUGGGCAACAUCCUGUCGGUAUGCGUGUUCUUCGGCACGAAGCUGCGACGCGCGUCCUCCAGCAUCUACUUGGGCGCGUUGGCGAUCAGCGAUAGCGGCUUCCUGGUGAUGGUCUGUCUCGUCUGGCUCAAUGAGUUUAACAUUCAUCUGUUCAACGAGUCGGGCUACUGCCAGUCCAUCGUUUACGUCAGCGCUGUCUGCAGCUUCCUCAGCGUUUGGCUCGUGGUAGCCUUCACCGUCGAGCGCUACGUGGCGGUCAAGUAUCCGCUUCGCCGCCAGUCUCUGUGCACGAUCGCCCGCGCGAAGGUCGUGAUAAUCGGCCUGACGGUUCUGGCGAUUCUACUGAGCGGUCCGUUCCUCUUGUUCUCCGGGCCCCGUAAGGUACCCACCAGGUAUGGAAACACCACCCUCUGUUACUUGGCCACCGGCUGGGAGUCUUGGGCGAAUGCUUACAACUACGUCGACACCGUCUUGACAUUUGCCGUGCCCCUCACCAUGAUAGUGAUCUUCAACACCUUGAUAGCGCGCAACAUCUACAAGCACGACCAUGUGCGGAGGACAUUGACCAUAGAAUCCGACGUCUCCAACGAGAAGGACGCGCGCAAUGCGCGCGACAGAAUGCCGCAGACCAAGGUCACAAAGAUGCUCCUCAUCGUCUCGAGCGCCUUUCUUUGCCUCAAUAUGCCUUCGUUCGUGCUGAGGAUGUUCGCUUUCUACGACCAGUCACAGAAAUACUGGUUAAUCAGCGCGCAGCAGAUGUGCAACAUAUUGUUCAACACGAGUUUCGGGAUUAACUUUAUCCUUUACUGCGCGAGCGGGCAGAAUUUUCGCAAGGAGAUGGUCCGCAUGUUUAUACACCGGCCGCGUGUCGGGAGAAACGGGACCCUCAUACAAAUGGCGAAUCAAGGAAAACAGUAUGUUUCCGAUUUCACGCGCAGAUGGAGUUCGACAAAACGGUCGUCCGUUGACAACGUGCAAAGGCAAGACUCUCAAGAAACACGAAAGCUUCCAAUAAGUGAGAAACUGUGAUACAAAGAAACAUGAAAUUCACUCAUGCAAGUAGCUGAAUAAACGCGGGGUAAAGUGGAAGCGGUCGGGAAAAGAUGUACGGUGCGAUAUAACGAUGUA
Messenger RNA from Dinoponera quadriceps, 1981 nucleotides. Its product is annotated as thyrotropin-releasing hormone receptor. The transcript is spliced from 5 exons. Gene Ontology annotation, molecular function: G protein-coupled receptor activity. The record is from RefSeq and is a predicted model, not a curated record. Gene Ontology annotation, cellular component: plasma membrane. NCBI's taxonomy places the organism in Eukaryota, Metazoa, Arthropoda, Insecta, Hymenoptera, Formicidae. The coding region runs from base 767 to 1882 and encodes 371 amino acids. Gene Ontology annotation, biological process: G protein-coupled receptor signaling pathway.